AUGGGCGACAGUGGUGAUGAAGGUGAAGACUAUUAUGGUCUUUGUGAUGACAAUUACAAUGAAUUGGUCGCUCUGAUGCCCAAAGAUGACGGAUUUGCUGAAGAUUUAAAGUGUCGUACAAUGAAAACGAAUGAUGUUGAACAUCUCUUAAAUGAGGAUAUUAAGUCACUGUCAUCAGAGCAAUACAAAUGGAAUUUGAAGGAGGUGAAGGACGCAUAUUUUAAUAACGCCAUGUCUCUUCUUACUAAUUCAAAUCUCAUACCUCUAUCCGGACCAGUGUACAACUCUGAUAGCGCUGAAUUUUCGGAUUUUAUUAAAAGUGUUUCUCAAAGCGCUCAACAUAAUUGUAAUUCUUAUAUUAACCUAGAAGAUAGAGAUUUGAAGCAGGACGUAUGCUCCAUAUGCUUUUCUUCUCCAAGCUCUUUGGUUGGCGUCAGCGUUAACCAUGACCCCUCGUUAACUUCAUUGCGUCUCCUUGGUAUGAGCUGUGGCCACGUAUUCUGUUUAGAGUGUUGGCGGGCCUACUUUGAUUAUCGGAUUUCCAGUUCCCAAGCCUCCAUAGUGGAAUGUAUGGCAGCAAACUGUUCUGUUCGGAUUCCCGAUGAUUUUAUACUGUCUGUGAUUGAUAACCCUGAAUCCGUUGAAAAACACCGUAGGCACAUUCUCAAUGAAAGUAUUGAGGCACAUCCUCGUUUGCGAAAUUGCAAUGACACGCAUUGUGAUCGCGUAAUCUACGCACUGGAAGAGGCGAAACCCCUUCGUGUUACUUGUUACUCCUGCAAUUCCCAGUUUUGUUUCUCCUGCUCUGUGGAAUUCCAUGCCCCUGCGCAAUGUGAGACCAUCAAGGCCUGGCUGCAGAAAUGUCGCGACGAUUCCUCUACUGCCACUUACAUGGCUGCUCAUACUAAGGACUGUCCUCAGUGCGGCGUUGUCAUUGAAAAAAAUGGCGGCUGUAAUCACAUGAGGUGUGCAAAGUGCGGACAUGAAUUUUGUUGGGUCUGUCUUGGUCCUUGGAAGAAUCAUCCAGUGGAAUAUUACGAUUGUAGCAAGUAUCGGCGGGCAGAAGUAUCCGAGAUUGAAACAAAUAGAACACGAGCUCGAGAAUAUCUUCAAAGGUAUCUGUUCUACUAUGGAAGGUGGGAGAAUCAUGAGAGAAGUCUUCGCUUGGAGGAGAGGCAUUACAAGGAAAUUCAGAAUCUGAUUCAAUCGAAGCUACAAGCUCAUGAGGGUACCUGGAUUGAUUGGCAACAUCUGUUGAGUGCAUGGGAGACACUGCGUAAGUGUCGGUACACCCUAAAGUACACAUAUCCCUACGCCUACUUUCGCCUCUCUGAGGAAGACCCCGCCUCACAUACUUUCGCGCUCUUCGAGUACCAACAGGGUCUCCUUGAAGCUGAAGUGGAGGCACUUUCUUGGUCCGUCGCUAAGGCUGAAAUCACUAAUACUGCCGGUCUGAUGCAUCAAAUGAAUAUCUGUGAGAAACAUCGACGAACUCUCAUUCAAGAGUUCUAUAGCAAUAUCUGA
Molecule: messenger RNA, 1524 nt
Organism: Rodentolepis nana
Lineage: Eukaryota; Metazoa; Platyhelminthes; Cestoda; Cyclophyllidea; Hymenolepididae
Source: the annotation of a GenBank genome assembly